Messenger RNA from Vicia villosa (hairy vetch), 1018 nucleotides. RefSeq lists its product as uncharacterized. Lineage: Eukaryota; Viridiplantae; Streptophyta; Magnoliopsida; Fabales; Fabaceae. The record is from RefSeq and is a predicted model, not a curated record. The transcript is spliced from 4 exons. Bases 294 to 680 code for a protein of 128 amino acids.
CUUCCCAACGUAAAUACACUCUAACCUACCAUUUGUGUCAAAAUAAAUACAAUACUCUCACCAACCACAUAUUAAAUAGUGUGAGUGAGUGACUUAAGGUAGGAGCACAACGAAAGAAGCCAUAAGAAGGGAUUCUAGAUCUAAGCUCUCCCACUUUCUUUUCUGCAUAAUUCACUCCUUCGUUUAUAAAGAAACAAUGAUGCGGAGUUAUUAUAUACAUGAUUAUAAUGUUUGUAUGUUUGAACAACUUCCCUGCAUAGGUUCAGAAUUCUCAAGAAGAUGCUAUCAGUCGGAUGAUAAAUUUUAAUAUUUCAGAUGAUGUGGUGCAAACCAUUUUAAUUCUUGCCAAAGGCCACGGCCUGUUUAAAGAUAGUAAUCCCUUUAGAAUUAUGGAAUCAGAGAUUGUGUCUGCAAUAAAGGUCUCGAUGGUGUUAAACAAUAUUCUUGAUGACUUUAAAGCUUAUUGUGCAAUAAUGAGAAAGGGGAUGAAGGGUGUGUUAUUCAACUAUGACACUGGUUCCGCUCAGGGAUUUGGUUGUACUAUUGAGGCCGAGCUUGCCCUGAAGUAUAAGUACAGAAAUGUUACUAGAAAUUUCAAGUUGUUGAAAAGUUUCUUUUAUAAAAUAUAUAAUAAGCAGGUUUCUUCUAGAAGUAUUGGCAAAAGGAAAUCAACAAAUUAGUCAUCUGGAAGAAGCAAAAUCUCCAAAAGCACAAGCUCAGUGAAUAAACAAUAUACGCCGAAUAUGAUUAAAUUGAAAGAAAGAAUGGAAAAGGAAGUUAAGUGGUUAACUGAAGAGUUUAUCCACAAAUUUUUAGUUGAAGGGUUUCAAGACCCGAACAAAUGUGAACUAUUUUUGAGCUAUGAUACAGAUAAAUUUCAAAAUGGUAUUAAGUUGCUUAUUUAGUAAAAUUUGUAAACUUUUGUGUUGAGAAGCCAACUUAUGUACUGUACUUAUAAUUAGUUAAUUAGUUUAUGUAAUUUAUGUGAAGGUGGACCAAUCGGUAGCACUCUUCAAAA